AUGACUGAUAAUGUGCUCAGCUUUACUAAAGACGUCUUCGAUGGCGUGACAGUGAAGUCGACCGUCAGUUUUGAGAAGGAUUUUGAAAAUACUGUGCCGAACACGGAAUUGGCGACAAAAUGGCUGGAGACUUCAAUUGAAUUUUGGAAAAAUCAACAUUAUAAUGGAGUUUGGUUCGAAGUUGAUCUAAAGGUAAUUUUUUGCGAAUAAUAGUAGAGAAAUAAUUAAUAAUGUGCUAACAAAAAUGUAUAUUUAGUUAUUAUAACACGUCUGGAAUGAUCAGGUCCCCCCCACAAACAGGUCCCCCCAUCGAUCAGGUCCCCUGCUCAAUCAGGUCCCCGCAUCGAACAGGUCCCCCCUUUAAAAAAAUAAGUAAAUUAGAUAAAAUGGCGUUGCUUUAUAAUGUUUUGGUACUGUAUGGUACUAAUGGUACUAAUUUUCAAAAUUUUGUGCUUUUUGCUAUUGUAUGGUACUAAAUAGUACCCAUUGGUUAUACUAGUAAAAUUUUAAUAUAAUUUCAUAAUUUUUGAUACUCUAUGGUACUAAUGGUACUAACUUUCAAAAUUUUAUUAUAACAUUGCGGAGUAAAAAACGUUUUUAUUUUUGGUUUAGCACAUUUACUGGGUACCUAUACUUGCUCAACAUGGUUUUACGUUUCACAGAGCUAGAGAUGAGUUGUGUGUUAUGAUCAGAUGGUUACCUGAGGACAAGCCCAACACGUUGCCUUUGUAAGUCAUUAUAAUUACAAUGUUAUAAAACUUUAUAGGUCUAAGUUAGGUAUUUUAGUAUAUAAGCUAGUACUUUUUAAAAUUUAGAUACCCUUUUACGUCAGUUGGAGUAGGAGGUGUUGUGGUGAACAAGAAAGGCGAAGUUUUGUUGAUGAGAGAGAAGCGAGGAUCAUAUUUGGGCUGGAAGUUCCCCGGAGGUUUGGCCGAUCCAGGAGAACGGAUUUCAGAAGCCGUCAAACGUGAAGUCUUGGAGGAAACUGGGAUCAAGGCCGAGUUUAAGAAUGUCAUCACUUUUAGGUGGGUUUAGUCAUUUACCUUACUUUAUCAAAAGCUUACCUACUAAAUAUUUUAGAGGUACUUAUACUAAUUUUUUAUUGUAUUUUAUAUUUUUUAGUAAGAUUUUUUUAAAUUUAUGAAACGUUUCAGGCACAUAACUCAAUCUUUAUACGAGAAAAGUUGUGAUCUCUACUUCUUGUGUUACAUGACACCCGUUAAUGAAGAUGACAUUACUAUUGUUAAGUGUGAAAGAGAGACGGCUGACGCUAAAUGGGUAUCAAGGUAGGUGAAUAUAGACAUAAGCAACGGGCCGGCCCAGCUCACGCCCGGGUUCCCGUCGGACUGGGAUGUUUUUGAGCAAACUAAAAAACGGGCUGGGCCUAAAAAUUACAUUUUUUAAAUAUUUAGUUCUUAGUUUUAUGUUUCCGACUUAUAGGUAUACAUUUAGGUUUAAAAGUCAUUUUAUAUUUUUGUAGAGAAGACAUUCUAAAGCUAAGCGAAUCUGGUGAAAUCCAUCACUUCCACAUGAUCAUCCUUGAUCGGUUGGACAAGUUGUUACAAUCAGGUAGAAAUGGUUGUUAUCAAGAACAAUUCUCAUUCAAAGCCGGGUCAAGCACACGACAAUGGGAUAUGUACUUUGUUGACUAG
This is a messenger RNA of Bursaphelenchus okinawaensis, 1652 nucleotides long. The record is from the annotation of a GenBank genome assembly. NCBI's taxonomy places the organism in Eukaryota, Metazoa, Nematoda, Chromadorea, Rhabditida, Aphelenchoididae.